Abrus precatorius (Indian licorice) is the source of this 2500-nucleotide messenger RNA. RefSeq lists its product as uncharacterized. The record is from RefSeq and is a predicted model, not a curated record. The transcript is spliced from 2 exons. The coding region runs from base 184 to 1326 and encodes 380 amino acids. Lineage: Eukaryota; Viridiplantae; Streptophyta; Magnoliopsida; Fabales; Fabaceae.
AUUGACUAUAAAACAUUUUAUGGCAAUGGGAAAAUGUUUGGGGUUAUAAUUUUAAAUUUAAAUUGAACAAAGAAAAAAUAAACGAUGAAGAGGGUAGGGUUAGGUAAUAGAGUAAUAGGGGGUUUUAUUUGAAGGAAAGAAUCUGAGUUCUGGGAUUCAUUUGUGCAUUUGCAGAUAGAAGCCAUGGAUAGGCUUCUAUCAUCGUCUUCACCCCCUUCCCUUAAAUCUUUCAGGUCUCUUACGUUUCUCAGUCGAUUUCAAUCUGCAAGAUUAAGUUUUUCUCCAUUAACACGUUCUGACCUGAAGCAGGCAGCCACAAUUUGUUGCAAGCAUGGAAACCCAUCUCCAUUCUCGUCUUCUACUCCCUUUCUCGCUUCUUCCUUGCAGCCCAACAAUUUUCCAUCCGUUUCUUCAUCUCAAGAUCUCUCCACACCCGAAUCCCAUUCUCUCAAUCAGAUCCUAACUGGGCCUUUUCAAAAACCAACGGCAAUAACAGCUCGGACGCUUGUAAUACUCUCUGCUCUUGUUGUGAUCUUAAUCCAACCAGCCAUUGCACCAGCAGCUUUUGCAACCUUUCAAACUGCUGCCAAGACUGGUGGUCCUGCUGCUGCUGCAGUUGGUAGAAAACUACUCCGCACUGAGCUUCUAAGUAGUGCUUGGACUGGUUUCUUUGCUGGCUGCUUGCACACCUUAUCAGGCCCUGACCACCUUGCUGCUUUGGCUCCGCUGUCAAUUGGUCGUACUCGAAUGGAGAGUGCUGCUGUUGGAGCCCUUUGGGGUUGUGGCCAUGACGCUGGCCAGGUCAUCUUUGGCUUGAUAUUUUUAAUCCUGAAGGAUCGACUCCACAUUGAAAUUAUCCAAACUUGGGGCACUAGAGUGGUGGGUCUUACCCUGCUAAUAAUUGGUGUUAUGGGAAUUAGAGAAGCUUUGGAAGUGCCUGCCCCAUGUGUUGCCUUAGAAAGUGGUGAAUGUGACAUCAACACAUAUGAAUCACUUGAGAAUCCAAAAGUGGGAAAGAAGAAGAUUGGUUUUGCUACUUUCGCCACAGGGAUAGUUCAUGGACUGCAACCAGAUGCAUUGAUGAUGGUGUUGCCUGCCCUUGCUUUGCCUUCUCGUUUGGCUGGUGCUGCAUUUCUCAUCAUGUUCUUAAUUGGAACUGUAAUUGCAAUGGGAAGCUAUACGGUGUUUAUAGGUUCAUGUAGCCAGGCACUAAAGGAUAGAGUACCAAGGAUAACUGAGAAACUCACCUGGGCUUCUUCCCUUAUUGCAAUAGGCCUUGGAUUUGCUAUCAUUAUUAGCCAGUUUUUUGGAUUUAGUCUGUAUUAAAACAUCUUUAUUCAGCAGGGAACUUUUUUUUCUUCUUUACCAACAGCGUUUUGGGGUUUCAAAAAGUUAACACGUUAGAGAUAUUUGUUUCUUUGGAGCUAGUGCAUUAUCCAGGCAAGAUGUGAAAUUGAUAGUCGAUUAAUUGACCUUGCUUUUGAGAGUGUGUAACUGUACGCAAGCCCAAUGAUUCUGCGGUUCAGAACUGCAUAGCUCUUUUCUUUUUACUAGGUUCUCAAAAAGCUAUAUGUAUUAUGCCUUGACAGCCUUGGAGUUCACUGCUGUAUUUCAUUAAUAAGUGAGAAUCUUACAACAAAAACAGCACAGAAAAUUAGUCUGUAUUUAGGGUUGGAUUUGUAUACGUGAUGGAAAUGCAUGUCCUUUUGUUGCUAAUCAUAAUUUUUUGCACAGUAGUACUCAUUCUGUCAGCAAUUCAUCUGUAUCACAUGUUCCUUGCAUAUCUGUUUUACCUACUACCGUGUGUCCUGCAACUUCUAUAUACUGAUGCUUUUGAUGCCUUACAAAAUCCUUCAUCUCCUAUUAAUCGUCAGUCAUGUCUAUUUGAUACCACUGUCACUGUCCCUAAGCCUAGUGAUGCCAUCCCAGGCUGUUUCUCCUCAUUCUGCUGUAGUUACAAAUCGAGCUACUACUGCUAACACUCACUCUGUGGUGACUAUAAGCAAAGCGACUAUUUUUAAUUCAAAAGUAUAUACUGAAACUUCCAUUCCUCAGUCAAAGCACCGAAAGAAUGACACUAAACCAAAGUCUGCUCUUGCAUAACAACACAUGGACUCUCACUGCUCUACCACCUUAUAGAAAAUUUAACAGGUUCUAUGUGGAUCUUCAAGGUAAAAAGGAAUGUUGAUGGCACAAAAAACAGGUACAAGGUAUAUUAGGUUGCUAAGGGAUUUCAUCAGCUAGAGGGUUUUAUUUUUUCUGAAACUUCUAAUCAUGUCAAACCAACCAUGAUCUAAGUUAUACUCGUCAUUCCUCUCUCUAUCAGAUGACCUAUUCAUCAAGUUGACAUCGAUAAUACUUUUCUCAGUGGUGAUUUAUACGAGGAUUCCUUUAUGACUCAACCCUUGGGCUUUUAGAACAAGGAAAUGGACAUUUGUAAAUUGUAUCCAGAUUAAACAAAACUCUUUAUGGCCUCAAAUAGGUUCCAAGAGAUUGGUUU